UGAUUAACGCAAAUCCGCAAAUCGAACGUCACAACUUGCAUAAACGUUUUUAUAUGCUCCGCCGAGCGGUAUUGUCAGUAGCCAGUUGCGAGGUUGCUUCGUGUCGUUCAGAUAAUUUGACCAGUGGUUUCUUGUUCCGUUCAGUCCCGCGUAGUAAUCGUGCCGCAUUUUACUAACUCCGCGCAAAAAUGAGUACCAUGUUCAGUGGAAUCGAGCAAGGACCACCAAUCGAGGUUUUUGCCCUGAAUAAGCAAUGCCUGGAAGACAGCUGCCCCGACAAGGUCAACCUGGGGGUGGGUGCAUACCGAACAAACGAGGGCAAACCAUGGGUUUUACCAGUCGUGCGGAAAACUGAAAUUUCCAUUGCGCAAAAUGAAAGCAUUAACCACGAAUAUUUACCAGUUUGCGGAGCUGAUGCAUUUACAAAAGCUGCUGCCACAUUAUUGCUCGGCGAAAAAUCCCCAGCACUUGCUGAAAACCGGGCUUUUGGAGUACAGUCACUUUCAGGAACAGGUGCCUUGCGUUUAGGUGCUGAAUUUUUAGCACAGAAAUUAUCACGUCGCGUCUUUUACUUCUCGGAGCCUACAUGGGAGAAUCACUUCAAGGUAUUUACGGGUGCGGGAUUUACAACAGCCAAAACUUACAGAUAUUGGGAUCCGAGUUCAAGAGGAAUUGAUUUUGCGGGUCUACUGGAGGACUUAUCACAAGCUCCUGAAAAUGCUGUCAUCAUUUUGCAUGCCUGCGCUCACAACCCAACUGGGUGUGACCCAUCGCAAGAACAGUGGAAACAAAUUGCUGAUUUGAUGGAGAAAAAGAAAUUGUUCCCAUUUUUCGACUCUGCUUACCAAGGUUUCGCUAGUGGUGAUCCAAACAAAGAUGCGUGGGCUGUUCGCUAUUUUGUGGAGCGUGGCUUUGAAUUGUUUUGUGCUCAAUCAUUUGCUAAGAACUUCGGCCUCUAUUGUGAGCGUGUUGGAAAUCUAACUAUUGUACAAAAAGAUGCCUCAACCACCGCUGCUGUUCACUCUCAAUUUACACUAUUGGUACGAGCAAUGUAUUCAAAUCCUCCUGCAUUUGGAAGCCGCAUAGUCAGCACCGUUUUGAAUGAUCCUAAGCUACGGGAAGAGUGGAUGGAUUGCAUUAAAACAAUGUCGUCGCGAAUAAUCACAAUGCGACAGAAGCUCUACGAUCUCCUGAAAAAACUCAACACCCCCGGAACCUGGGAGCACAUCACUCAGCAAAUCGGAAUGUUUUCCUAUACUGGACUCAAUGAGGCUCAAGUGAAGAGGCUGAUUUCAGAUUUUCAUAUAUAUUUGUUGUCUACGGGUCGAAUUAACAUGUGCGGGUUGAAUGAGAAAAACGUUGAGUAUGUGGCCAAAGCCAUUCACGCUGUUGUUACGAACGGCCCCAAGUUAUAAGUCAAUUUCAAUAAGCUGGCCUAUAUUGCAAUUGGCAGAGCUGAUUACCUCUUCAUCUUAUUAAUGUAUUUACGAAAAAGUUGUAAUAUUUUAUAGCAUGUUAUGACCAUAGGAAUGACGGAACUUUAGUUAAAAGAAAUUGUUUACAGCAACUUUUCAAUGCAGAUUUUCAAAUUUUUAUAUGGAGAUAAUUGAUUGGAAAGGGGAGAAUACCACAAACAAAAAAUCAGUUAAGUAUUUUACUAAUGACACUUUUAUACAACUAACAGCGAUGGGAACAGUAUCAUUUGCGUAACCGAUAAACUGAACAUUUAUGAAACUUACUCUACCAUUUUGAAAUAGGCCUUGUAUUCACAACUGUUCCUUUGUACGCACAUUUUCAUGCAGAACAUUAACACCCUAAAUGCUCACUAAUUCCACAAUAUUAAUUACCUUAAUUUGAAAAGCAUAAUUUCGAAUUAUGUGACCGCAUGAUUCCACUCAAAAAUUGAUUAAAAUGAAAUGGUGAGUAUUUGGAAUCGCAUUUCACUUUCCACUCGUUCCUAAAAUGUAUUUGAAUAAUGAAUAAGUUGUUGGCGUUUGUUUAAAGGUGUAGCAAUUCGUGCAUGAAUAAAGCGAAACUUUAAAACCUGA
Hermetia illucens (black soldier fly) is the source of this 2048-nucleotide messenger RNA. It is a transcript of the gene Got1, whose product is annotated as aspartate aminotransferase, cytoplasmic. Bases 189 to 1415 code for a protein of 408 amino acids. Gene Ontology annotation, biological process: L-aspartate biosynthetic process. Gene Ontology annotation, molecular function: L-aspartate:2-oxoglutarate transaminase activity; pyridoxal phosphate binding. NCBI's taxonomy places the organism in Eukaryota, Metazoa, Arthropoda, Insecta, Diptera, Stratiomyidae. The transcript is spliced from 10 exons. The record is from RefSeq and is a predicted model, not a curated record. Gene Ontology annotation, cellular component: cytosol.